AACCCUUGGAUGGUGAACAGGCGACAUGUAACACAUUUGGAUUAUCAGAUGCUUUAUAAUAAUUGAUUUCAAGUGUAGCAGCGCAGGGUGCGCUAAUGGUGGAGGUGUCAUAAGCACCGUGUGUACACUGCACGAGACGCGACACAAUUAGAACAUCCCAAAUAUAAUCACAGAUAAUAAUCUUCUCGCGCUGGCAUUGUAGCUUCGUUUAAUAUAAAUGGGAAAGUUCUUGUUUUGUCUAUUCAUGUCGCUCGCUUGCAAUGUAAAUGGGGUGUUACAGCCUGGUGGCUCGUGUAUGGUUAGCAUUAGCUAGUUAGCUUUAGUGAUGGGAAAUCCGAAUCGUUUCUGCGAAUCGGUUCUUUCGGAGAGUUCGACAAAAAAAGAAAACCUGGGUUAAGUGAUUCAGAUAUUACGUACGCUGCCACGUAAUUGCGUCAUCUCGUGGUCACUAUUUUGCCAAAUUGUGAUAUUAAUAAAGUAGCGUGUCUUAUUUCAGAUGUUGUUUUUUAAAUAUUUUAAACCUUAAAUAUUUUUUUUUACAUUAUUUUACUUGAAAAUGUUUUACUAACGUUUUUGCACGUGUUGAUAAAGCUACCAUACAAUCACAUAGUAAACAUCUACAGUACAUUUUAAUUGUAACAUUUCCGCUAUUUAACUAUUAAAGUAGUUUUACGUUUCGGUUCACUCGAAAUGCUCUUACUGUCAGUUCUUUGAUUCAGCCAGAUUCGUGGACGAAUCGUUCGGAUUGGUUUUGUGAAUCGGUUUAACCAAUAUGCAAAGAUCCGAUUCAAAAGAACGAUUCGUUCACGAAUCGGACAUCGUUAGAACCUUUUAAACGAAACAUCGCGCCAGGAGUUAGUCAAAUCCUCCGACAUGUUAUUCUUUCGUUAAAACGCUUGUAAUGGCUUUAUUACAUUCUAGUGUGGCGUAAUUUUAUUGUAUAGAUUAUUCUGGAAUUACUUUCAGAGGAAACGCAUGCUAUAUUGCGUAUGUGCUGAUGUGAUAAAGCUUUUGGGUUGAAGCGGGUUUAAUUUAGCGGAAAUGUUCUUUAAACAGGAAUGAUCUCAGACAAUAGUCAAAUGAAAGCGUCUUAUCAAGUAAUCAUCAUAUGCACAUUAUGCAAUCAGUUGAAGCCAGCAGGCCUCUGUGCUGCAAUGAAGUCUGAAUUCCUGUCAUCUGUCAAGCGACAACAACAUUUCAAAUGCAAAGUUUGGGAAGAAAUCUUGUAAUUAGUGGUUUUAUGAAGUGACACAGGAAGUAAUUGAUCUAAAAUGGGAGACGAUCGACCUUUUGUCUGCACUGCCCCGGGCUGUGGACAGAGGUUCACCAACGAGGACCAUUUGGCAGUGCACAAACACAAGCAUGAGAUGACGCUGAAAUUCGGACAAGUUAGAACAGACACCGUUAUCAUAGCAGAUCAGACACCCACUCCCACUCGAUUUCUCAAGAAUUGUGAGGAGGUGGGUUUGUUUAGUGAGCUAGCUGGCUCCUUCGAGCAAGAUCUCCGCAAAACACAGGAGGAGGAGGAGAGGAGGAUUAAAGGCACGCUUCCAGCUCUACAAACACCUACAGAAGUUAAAGAGAGGGAGGGGCCUCUUGCGAUUGACUCCUCCCCUCCAGACAGCCCUGACUCCGCCUCCAGCAUGACAAACAGCAAAGAUGCAGUUGCCAUGGCAAAAGAGCCUAUUGCCAUGAGGAAAGCCAAGGAUGUUCCUCCACGAACUGCAGCGAGUUCCACCCCUACACCAACCAUAGUGCGUCCAGGUUCUCUCCCACUUCACAAAGGUUUCGACUCCAUGAACCCAACUCAGCCAUCUCCCACCUCUGUUAUCACUAGGACCCCUCCGUCAAACAGACUCAGCUCGCCGUCUGGUUCUUUUCCUAUGCUGAUGCAGCUUCCAAAUGGUCAGACUGUUCCUCUGCUGCCCAGUCCAGGGCAGACUUCAGUCAUAUCGCUUGCUAGAUCAUCAAACCCAGUGCCCAAUAUCCCAGGGAUUCCAGGCCCUCCUAUUGGUGGAAGCAGCAGUGGUUCCUCCUCUCCGUCUGGAUACAGUACACACUCUGAUGCCAAGACGAGGCUUAAAGCAGCACUAUCUAAGCAGAGUCCUAGUGGACCAGCACCAAUACAAAAAACAGAUCAGACUGAGACACCAUCACCUGCUCAACCACAGGUAUCCCCUGCUCCACCAAAAGGAGGCCGCAGACGAAGAGGGGCAGAUAUUGAGCCAGAUGAGCGCAGGCGCCGUUUCCUUGAACGAAACCGAGCUGCUGCUUCCCGUUGCCGGCAAAAACGGAAAGUGUGGGUCAGUGACCUGGAGAAACGCGCUGAGGAGCUAGCUACUUCUAACGUCACGCUUACUAAUGAAGUGUCUGUGUUGAGGACUGAGGUGACCCGCCUGAAGGAGCUGCUGUUGGCCCAUAAGGACUGCCCUGUUACUGCCAUGCAGAAAAAAGAAUAUCUCGCUGCAGGAGUGGAUGAGAGUUCUGCAUCGGCGUUGGUGAUGCCUGUGUCCGUACCGGCUCCGGUGUUGGUUAAUGGUCUGAGUGUGCGUGCUGCGGAGGCUGUUGCUGUUUUAGCGGGAAUGGGCUCGGGCCAGUGGAGUAACACAGCUGGAGAUGCUUCCUCCCAUUCGCAACCCACAUCCAGAUGAUGAGCAUGUCGUUCAGCCAAUGGGAACUAAAUAUACUUUCAAAAGAGCGAAUCCCCCUUUCCCCUCAAAACUGUCAGUCCUGGUGUGUUUGUAAAUGUUCUCAUUUGACAAAUGGGAACCAAUGUUACCAUGCUCUGAGCACACCCUGCUCACCCUUAGCCUAUCACAGACUCUCCCCCAGGCUAAGUAGCGACAUCAUAGGACUCCCCUUUAGGACUGCACAGACUAGGAAGCACUGCAGUUGAAAUGAAGUCUCUUCGGUCAUCUCUAUAAAAUACACCUUUACAUAUACUUGUAUAGAUUUUCUCACUAAUGCAUUGAGUUGGUAUUUGUCUCGUUUGCAGGUAUUUCUACUUAUUUUGCUUUUUAUUCAAUGGUCUUUAUAAUAUGUGAGCCUGGACCACAAAAUAGCAUUAGCCAAAAAAAAAAAUGUAUGGGUCAAAAUUAUAGAUUUCUCUUUUAUGCCAAAAAUCAUUUGGACAUUAAGUAAAGAUCAUGUUCCAUGAAGAUAUUUAGUCAUUUUUUUAUUGUAAAUAUAUCAAAACCUAAGUUUUGAUUAUUAAUAUGCAUUGCUAAGUACUUCAUUUGGACAAAAAGGCGAUUUUUCUCGACAUUUAGAUUUUUUUUUUUACACCCUCAGAUUACAGAUUUUCAGGUAGUUGUAUAUCAGCCAAAUAUUGUCAUACCCUAACAAACCAUACAUAAAUGUAAAGUUUAUUUAUUCAGCUUUCAG
Carassius carassius (crucian carp) is the source of this 3384-nucleotide messenger RNA. Its product is annotated as cyclic AMP-dependent transcription factor ATF-7-like. The transcript has 12 exons. Bases 1272 to 2651 code for a protein of 459 amino acids. The record is from RefSeq and is a predicted model, not a curated record. NCBI's taxonomy places the organism in Eukaryota, Metazoa, Chordata, Actinopteri, Cypriniformes, Cyprinidae. Gene Ontology annotation, molecular function: DNA-binding transcription factor activity, RNA polymerase II-specific; cAMP response element binding. Gene Ontology annotation, biological process: regulation of transcription by RNA polymerase II.